AUGUCGGCCCCAGUUGGCCAGGCCAAGAUCGACCACCGUGGAGAGGUAUACAGACGAACCCGGUGCCGCAGUGACGUCCUCAGUGACUAUGACUUCAGCACAAUCAACGACUUGGAUAUGGAAUGGUUCAGUGUGGCCGGGUCGAAUUCUCAUCAUGGAGACAAUGGCGUCAACCGAGGUUUCAUUGGUGAUUCCCAAGAUGGACCUGACUUGACGACAGUGGGCUUAUCGGACUUCGACGAGGACAUUGCACUCCUAAAGGAGGAUGCUGUUUUCCAGAGACGGGUGUCCAGAAAAAUGAAAGUAUACCUGAUCAACAGACAGGAGGCUGAAGUGGAGACACUACUUGACCACAUCGUUCAGAAUCAGGGCGGUUUGGACGAAGCACUGCUCUAUGUUAUAUCAUCCAUGUACAACGAAAUAAAGGUGCAAACCUUGACUAGGAUCCUCCUAAACCGCGGCGCCUCACCCCUCGCCCUCGACAGUGACCGUAAGACCCCACUCCACCACUCCGUCCAGCGCGGUUUCUACGGCGUUUGUGUGCGCCUCCUCGAAUCUGAGGUGGACCCUCUCGCCCCGGAUAAGGAUGGACUGACUCCUUUUGACUGGGCACUAAAGGAUAAGAAUGAUGCCGUAGCAGCUUUGAUACUGCAAUAUGUUCCCGCCAAGACCGUGCUUUCCAAGUUUUCUGCUCCGGAUCAAAGUGGCAAAGCUGCUGAAUAUUCCUUCCAUAAUCUCAUAAAGGAAUCGAUGCACAAAACUGCUGUGGCUGUGCUUGACUGCACCCUAGAACCAUGCAGUACGACAGGGUGUUUCAGAGUCCAUUAUCACAUCCAAGAAGCAGACGAGAAGGGCAGGGCACCCAGCCAUCCAGACUACAAGAAGGAGAGAAAGUCUUCCUUCCAGUUGAUCUCCGAAACGGACAAGGCGGAGCUUGGUCUCCAUGAUGCCGUACGACUGCUGGUAAGACGCAAAUGGAAACUCUACGCACGCAUCAGAUUUCAAUUCAAUGCCAUUAUCUUCCUUUUCUCAACCUUCUCUCUGACAUACGCCGCAGUAUUGGCCUCCCUCGUAGAAAACCCCUGCGUCUAUGAGACUCCCUUUCAAAUAUCACGGGCGGUCGCAGAAUGCAUAGUGGUUAUAAUGGCUGUUUAUGCCUUUGUGCUUGAACUGGUGCAAAUGAAACGCAAUGGUCUCGAUUAUUGGCUUGACCGCUACAAUUGGCAAGACCUCAGCUCUACCAUCCUUGUCCUCACUGUCAUCCCAUUGCGAUUCUACCAGGUCAAUGCCCAAUGGACAGUCUUCUCGCUUGGAUACCUCAUGUGGACAAUGAGAAUCUUCAAAUACGCGCCCAUAUUUUCCCAAACUGGUGUUUACGCCCAGACCUUGUGGCAUGUGGUGUUCCACGACUUCCCUCAGUUCAUUGUGCUUUUCAUGGUGAUCUUACUCGCCUUCAGUGGAUCGUUCCUUCUCGCACUGAAGGGAGAGGGACACAUGGGAAAACACGAAGAAACAGAUUCUUUCUGGCACAUCCUUUAUACUGGUACAAGGACAUUUAUUGAAGGUGAAAAGGUGGUGGAGUACACCGGAGAUGAUAAAUACGGGACCCUUGGUUCAAUCCUGAUGGUCUGCUUCCUGCUGACAGUCAACAUUCUGCUCCUCAACAUACUGAUAGCUCAGCUGAGCGAUGCUUACCAGAAUGUUCAGAAUGAAGCUAAGAGAGCACUGAUCCUUAACCGAGCGUGCAUCGUCACUAGAGUCGAGAUCAACAGUAUGUUUACUGGAAAGGGGUUCCGCUCUCGUUUCUACAAAGAGGUCGAGGAAAUCGACAACCUAACCAAAGCGCUGAGUAAAUGGGACACAAAUGGGAGCGACAAAAACUCCACCUCCAACGGCAUCACAGAUCAGAUGGAGAUGCAAGAACAGAGCUUGUUUACCAUCAAGAACCGACUGAUACGACAGGAACAGAGGGUGGUCAAUCAGAGCAGACAACUUGACAAGAUGCAGAUGGACCUGAAGAGGUUACUAGAACUGACUCUAAGGGGAACAACGUCUCCGGAUUUCUUCAAAUCGGCCACCCUUGACAGCAGAAUAGGCAAAACAUAUCAGGAGAAACAAUCCGCAUCUCAUUCCCAGUUUAGUUUCAGUUCAGGAGAUUUGUUGAAAAAUGGCUCCCUUCAUUCAUCUGACAUUCUUGCUCCAAAUAAUGGCGCCGCUAUAAUACGGAGGGAAUUUCUUGGAGGGUUUCAUCGGAGAGAUGCUGAUUGUGAUGAGAAGGGGUUACACGACAGUGCAACGUAUUCUGCUAAUCUGAAUCCGAGCAAUGGCGUGCACUUUGGAGAAGACCAACUUCUUGGAAGUACAAGCCAGAAAGGAGGGGAUGAGGGGAUAGGGUUAUGGAAGGAUAUAGACAUGCAUUUGUUUGAUCCUCUUGGAGAGGGAGGCCAAGAGGCAAUAGAAGGGGAAACAGCAAACCUGAGGGAUUGUUUUAAAGGUAAAAUGACUGCAGCUGAAGGAGGGAAAACAGUAGACGACACAGGACUUGAAUUGAACAAAGCAGACGUUAAUGCAGGACCGAAACAGAACGAUGAAGCAGACGUCUCCCCUAAUUUGGCAACGCCAGCAGAUUUGGGAGCUGAAUUAGAGGAAGUUGUAGCUGGUAUGGGAGUGCCUUUGCCUGAAGUAACACUUAUUGAUGUAGGUGUUGGAAUCCACGAGCAGAUGGAAGAACAAUUGAAGGUUGAUGAGGUCCCAUUAAGAGCAGACGGUGGGACGACAGAGGUGCAAGAUGACCUUAUGCAAGGCAUGAAAGAGACUACUAAGGUGGAGGAACUGGUUGAAGUUUGGGUGAAUGGAGCAGGCAGAGCUUCAGAGGAGAAGGUGGGUGGAGAAGGAAUCACCAGUGAGAAGAAGGAAGAGGUGGAGGACGCUGCAACGGCUGAAAAGAAAGACAAUAAAGAUGAGAAGAUGGAAACGGAAGAGUCUGUCCAGGCGAUGGCAAAAACGUUUGAAGGAGGAAAUUUACUCCGGGAUGAGGCAGAUGCAGAUGUUCAUCCAAACAUGGAUAGAGCUGGGUUGAUUAAGGCACUGGCCGAUGGAGAUGAACCUGGGUUGUUUGGAGCGGUAGUAAACAUGGCUAAAAUUGGGUUGGUUGGAGCAGUGGCAGACGUUAAGACGGACACAGAUGAACAUGGGUUUGUUGAAGGUGAGGUAGAUGUUCAUGCAGAUACAUCUAUGGAUAGACUUGCUGAUGCCGCUACAGAAGUUCAAAUACAUGUUGAUGAAAAUCUUUUGGAUGAAGCAGUAGCAGACGUCAGUGUAAACAAAAAUGAAACUGAAUUGGUUACAGCAGAUUCUGCAAAUAUUGAUAGUGACGAAGCUGCUUUGGUGGACGAAGAUGAAGAGGACCCAGUAGGGGUUGACGAGGUGGCUUUAGAGAUGGACCUGAUAGAUGAACCAGUUGUGUACGCAGACACUGCCCAACUCCUUGCAGAGCAGAAAAUAGAUUCAGAGAGACACGGAUAUGCAAAUCAAGCUGCAGAUGACCUUGAACCUUCUUGA
Molecule: messenger RNA, 3561 nt
Organism: Lineus longissimus
Lineage: Eukaryota; Metazoa; Nemertea; Pilidiophora; Heteronemertea; Lineidae
Exons: 14
Coding region: 1-3561 (1186 amino acids)
Biological process (GO): calcium ion import across plasma membrane
Cellular component (GO): plasma membrane
Molecular function (GO): calcium channel activity; protein binding
Source: RefSeq, a predicted model, not a curated record